Chelonus insularis is the source of this 1649-nucleotide messenger RNA. RefSeq names its product homeobox protein engrailed-1a-like. The record is from RefSeq and is a predicted model, not a curated record. Gene Ontology annotation, biological process: multicellular organism development; neuron differentiation; regulation of transcription by RNA polymerase II. The transcript has 2 exons. Gene Ontology annotation, molecular function: DNA-binding transcription factor activity, RNA polymerase II-specific; RNA polymerase II cis-regulatory region sequence-specific DNA binding. The coding region runs from base 378 to 1457 and encodes 359 amino acids. Gene Ontology annotation, cellular component: nucleus. NCBI's taxonomy places the organism in Eukaryota, Metazoa, Arthropoda, Insecta, Hymenoptera, Braconidae.
CUCACUCCAGUACUCGGAAGCCUUGAGCUAAUCGAAAUAUUUGUCUCCAAGUUAGAUAUUCGCUUUGGUCAAAGUGUGUGACACAUUUGCUAGCGUAAUUCCUUUUACUUUCUAGUCUUCAAGUUAACAUUUCAUCGCUCACUUCUGUCAUUAAGUUAGACACUCCAUUGAGUGUUUGCAUUGGACUCUUAAGUGUUUAGUGCUAUUAUUAUCAAGUGUCAAAAAAGACACAGUGAGUUAGUGGAGAUUUAACAAGAAGCUAAAUGACUUUGUCUGUUUUAUACUAACUCAAAAGCUGAAAUCAAAGAUUCAAGUUGAAGUUAAUGUGAAAAUUGUCAUUUAUCAGCUCAAAUUGACACGAAAAUUGAUAAUCAAGUAUGAGCGUAGUUUUAACAACGAUGGAAAGUGCGUACAGCCUGAGGCUAGGCUUGAGUGCUCAUCAUCACUCUCACCACCUUCAUCAUCACCACCAUCAUCAUCAUCAACUACGAUCACCGUCGCCUCCAGCGAGCCAUGUAGGUCAUCAACCGAUGCAUCAUCAAGACGAUGAAGCAUCACUACGAUUUAGCAUCGUUAAUAUUUUGAAACCAGACUUCGGUCGCGAUGCAAUUUUGAGCAAGUCUACCAUUAAACCUAGCCUAUCACUUGCAAGCACGACGUCCUUGAGCAGUCAAUUGUCAUGUCACAGCUCACUAGGAAUUGCACGAGACUUGAGCCAUUCAUCGUGCACGAAACUCUCAUCUCCCCAAUCUCCCGCCUCAAGCAGUUCAACAACUACGUCAACAACGUCUUACGCGGUUCACCGUGAUAGGGAAUACUUUCAGGAUGCUAUUUCACCACUACAAAGGCAUUCAGCGGGAUUAAGUAGAAGUGGAAGCCUAGAGAGUCUCGCAAGUAACCGCAGCUCUGUAACAGGCUGCUCCCUAACUGGUACACCCUCUUUGUCUUCGGCAGCUUCAACUGUUGGUACUGACUCUGUCAAUGGAGACAGUAUCCCCGGAAGCACCGCUGGAUCACAAACUAGUACGACCACCAACGCAGCUAAUGGUCAAAGUCUUUGGCCUGCGUGGGUCUAUUGUACUAGAUAUUCUGACAGACCCUCUUCUGGACCUAGAACGAGGCGAGUGAAACGAACAAACAGUGAAAAAUCAACAGAUGAAAAAAGACCAAGAACAGCUUUUAGUGGUGAACAAUUAGCAAGAUUGAAGCGUGAAUUUGCGGAAAAUCGAUAUUUGACAGAACAGAGAAGACAGCAAUUAUCAAGGGACUUGGGACUCAAUGAAGCUCAGAUAAAAAUUUGGUUCCAGAAUAAGAGAGCAAAAAUCAAGAAAUCCAGUGGUCAGAAAAACCCAUUAGCUCUACAACUGAUGGCGCAGGGUCUCUAUAAUCAUUCAACAGUACCAGUUGAUGAAGAUGGCGAAGAAAUAAUUGAGACAAAAUCACAGCCACCUCAAUAAUAGGAUCUUGUUAAUUAUUAAUUAGCCCACCGAAUUGACGAUAUUUUGUAAAAAUAAUUUAGAUGUUUAUAGAGCUUUUAUGGUGCCAAACCUUUUGUUGUUGAGACUGUAAUGUCAUUGGACAUUAUAUAGAUUAUUAUUGUCAAUGUAAAUUGAUCAAUCACUAAUUAUUAUAACUUUUGCAAUAUUCUA